AUGGACCCCCGUUACAGUGCCCAAGACAUUAUCAUGUGUGAUCUGUGUCAAAAAGCUGCAUUACAGAGUCAUUGUGAACUUUGUCAGAUUAAUCUAUGUAAGGACUGUGUAGGGGAGCAUCUCUCUGAUUCAUCCAAAAGACACAACGUUGUACCGUACAAACACAGAAUUUCUACAAACUACCCGAAAUGUCCAACUCACACCCACAAACAUUGUGAACUUUAUUGUGAGGAAUGUGACAUUCCUGCCUGUUCUUUCUGCAUCUCCUCUGGGAAACAUAAAGGACAUGACGUAUCCGAUGCUCUGAAAAAACUGAGUUCUAAAAAAAAAGACUUAGAAAGAGACUUGAUGGAACUGGAGGAAGGAAUAUUUCCGACGUAUGAAGACAUUUCAUUAGAUUUAAACUCUGAAAAAGUCACCUUGGAAAAACGCUAUGAGAAACUGACAACAUUUGUUAACAAACAAGGAGAAAACUGGCACAGAGGAUUUGACAUCAUUGUUAACAAGCGAAAAUAUGAAAUUAAUGAAAUGAAAAAUAAACAUUUGACUAAAGUAAAUGAACAGGAAUAUGCUGUCAAACAGAUAACAACUGAAGUAAAACAGUGCAUUCUAGAUCUGAAGAAAAUACUGGACUCCAAUGAUGCCUCCCUUAUAUCUGUGUACAAAUCCAGGAAUGUUGAAUUUAAAAGUUUACCUCCUAAAUUCAACAUUUCAUUAUCAAAUUUAUCUCGUCAUCGGAUGAACAAAAACAAACUCCAUAAAAUGUUUGUUCCUCUGUCAGAAUUAUCAAUUGAAAUCGACGAACAUGUCUACACAAUGAAGACACCAGAAGCUGUAUACUCUGCUCAAGUCAGACCACUGCUUGAUGAACCAGAGCUCAUCACCACCAUAGACACUGGGUAUAAGGAACUAUACAGUGUUACCUGUCUCAGUGAUGAAAAAAUCUGGACAUGCGGUAAUGACAAAAUCAUGCAACUUUUUAACCUCCAAGUCAAACUACUCAAGUCAAUCCAAACCAAAUCGUAG
Molecule: messenger RNA, 1026 nt
Organism: Saccostrea cuccullata (small rock oyster)
Lineage: Eukaryota; Metazoa; Mollusca; Bivalvia; Ostreida; Ostreidae
Product: E3 ubiquitin-protein ligase TRIM45-like
Exons: 1
Coding region: 1-1026 (341 amino acids)
Molecular function (GO): zinc ion binding
Source: RefSeq, a predicted model, not a curated record